This is a messenger RNA of Bactrocera dorsalis (oriental fruit fly), 813 nucleotides long. RefSeq lists its product as uncharacterized. The coding region runs from base 1 to 813 and encodes 270 amino acids. The transcript is spliced from 2 exons. The record is from RefSeq and is a predicted model, not a curated record. NCBI's taxonomy places the organism in Eukaryota, Metazoa, Arthropoda, Insecta, Diptera, Tephritidae.
AUGCCUGCGAAUUCCCCCAGAAUAGCAGAGCCAUUGCGAGCAUUUUCAGCCCUGGAAACUGUAAGAGCCUUCCAGGUUACCAGCGAAAACUACCCGAAAGCUUUAGACAGACUCAGGGAACGCUUCGAUAAUCCCACUCUAAUUUUUUUGGAAGGAAUUGCCUCCUUAUUCACGCUGCAAACAGCCGAUAAAUCAAACUAUCAACAAUUGCGUAGUUUGAUUGACAAGGCAUCAGCCAUAUUUAGUUCGUUAGAAUCAUUGGGCAUGAGCUCCAAUAUCGCACAAGCAAUGCAGAUUUACAUUGUUAUUGGAAAAUGUGAUCAGCAAACUCGCAACAAAUGGAAUGAAUCGCUAGACUACAAAUCGCUUCCAACUUGGAUACAAUGCACCCAAGUUUUAGAACGCCUCUGUCAGUUUUUGCAUUCAUCCGACUCCUCGUCACACCAUAAGUUCGAGUCCACCAAACCAAUUCGGAUUACUACCCGUGGACAAAAUUCAUCAUUCGCCAUCACUAAGCCUUCCUGUGUUCUUUGCUCUAGCAAUAAACACAAAAUUAUUGGGUGUUCUCAAUUCAAGGACAUGAACACGAAUCAAUGCUACGAUGCCGCCAAGAAAUACGACCUCUGUAUCAAUAGUCUGAGCAAUGGUCACAGAGUGCGCCGAAACAUCGCUGCCGCUCCUGUAACAGAACGCUCCUGCAUCAUGACAACGCGACUAUGCCUACACUUGCAAGUCCAACAUCUCUUCCUGUAUCGCAAUCGUUUUAACCAUCAUCAUCAUAUUCAACCAAACCUCACACAUACAACCAACUAG